Paramuricea clavata is the source of this 1284-nucleotide messenger RNA. NCBI's taxonomy places the organism in Eukaryota, Metazoa, Cnidaria, Anthozoa, Malacalcyonacea, Plexauridae. The record is from the annotation of a GenBank genome assembly.
AUGCUAAAAAACAUUAUUACACCUGGGCAAAAACGCAAUCCAAAACAAGUUUGGAAAACUAUAAACAAUUUACUAGGUAAGCAAAACAAACAAACAGUUGUUAACGAAUUAGAUAUAGAAGGAGAGAUUUUAACAAAUCCUCGAGACAUUGCAGAGGGUUUCGAUGACUAUUUUUCAAAUAUCGGUCCAAAUUUAGCCAGCAAAACUGGUACAUCAAAUUAUGAUUUUGAAAAAUACAUUAAGAAAACUAAAUCAGAGUUUGCUGCAUUUCAACCUACUACCAUUAGUAAUGUCUGCCAUCUUCUAAGUGGGCUUUCUAGCAAUAAAGCAACUGGCAUUGAUAAAAUUUCAAGUAAAAUUAUAAAGACAGCUGCACCUGUCAUUUCAGAUUCACUAACUUAUAUUUUUAAUCAAGUCGUUACUCAGUCCUGUUUUCCAGAUGAAUGGAAAAUGGCUAGAGUUACACCUAUCUUUAAAAAUGGUCAACGUAAUCUACCAGAAAACUACAGACCAAUUUCAGUUCUACCUGUCAUUUGUAAAAUUAUGGAAAGAAUUUUAUAUGAUCAACUCUAUAAUUACUUAACAAAAUUUGGAAUUCUUAGUGACUGUCAAUUUGGUUUUGGAAAAUCUCAUUCCACUACUACAGCAUUAUUGGACUGUACCAACGAGUGGUAUGUUAACUUGGACAGGAAACUAUUUAACCUGGUAGUUUUGAUUGAUUUAAAAAAAGAAUUCGACACUGUCGAUCAUCAAAUUCUAAUGAGAAAAUUGGAGCUCUGUGGAAUAAAAGGACAAGCUUUCACUUUACUCAAAUCUUAUCUAACAAAUCGAAACCAAAUAUGCCAGGUUAAAAAUGUUAUUUCAUCAGAUAGAACAAUUAGAUGUGGGGUACCUCAAGGCUCUAUUCUAGGACCACUCUUCUUUUUGUUAUAUAUUAACGAUCUGCCUCAAUGUCUAAACGAAACAAAGCCUCGACUAUUUGCUGAUGAUACAAAUUUAACAGCUGCAGGCCAAUCUAUAACUGAACUUGAAAAUGCAGUAAAUUCUGAUUUAGAAGACCUUAGGAAGUGGUUGAUAGCCAAUAAACUUAGCUUGAACGUAGCUAAGACAGAAUUUAUAUUGAUUGGCUCAAAACCAAUGAUUAAAGGUACUACAGAUCUUCAUCUAAACAUCAAAAUUGACAACAAACCCAUUAAACAGAUUCAAGAGUGUAAAAGCCUAGGAGUAAUAAUUGACCAGUAUUUAUCUUGGAAUAGUAACACUGAAAAUAUUUGCAAAAAGUAA